AACACUGAAAAUGAAGAUCGUCUUCUUCAAUUUUUUCUUCUUUUUCUGCCUCCUCCAGCCUUGUAUCUGUGACGAUACGAUCACGAGAACACAGUCCAUGAGAGAUGGUGAUCUCAUAUUCUCUGAAGGGAAGACAUUUGCAUUUGGAUUCUUCAGCCUUGGAGUUUCAAAGCUCCGGUACGUAGGGAUUUGGUAUGCUCAAAUCUCUGAGCAGACUGUUGUAUGGGUUGCAAACAGAGACCGUCCUAUGAACGACACGUCUGGGGUGAUAAGGUUCAGCAGCAGAGGGAAUCUCUGCAUCUAUGCAUCAGUCAACACAAGAAAACCUCUCUGGUCGACUAAUGUUUCGGACAGUAUAGUGGAACCAACUCUAGUUGCGAGACUCUCUACUCUAGGGAACCUUGUUCUACUUGAUUCAGUUACAGAGAAAGGUUUCUGGGAGAGCUUUGAUCAUCCGACAGACUCUUCUCUUCCGUUUAUGAGGUUGGGUUUCACACGAAAAGACGGUUUGGAUCGCAUUCUGACGUCUUGGAAAUCUCCUGGUGACCCUGGUUCUGGAACUUUCACACUCCGGAUAAAUCGUACGGGAUUCCCGCAGCUUAUUCUGUACAAAGGUCUGAUCCCAUGGUGGCGUACGGGAUCCUGGACCGGGUUGAGAUGGAGCGGUGCUGUCUUCCAAAUCUUGUUUGUUAAUAAUCAGGACGAAGUAUCGAUGACUAACCGUGUGAUGGAUGCUUCAGUCAUAACAAGAAUGAUGGUGAACGAGACAGGAUACAUGCAACGUCUCACAUGGAGCGCAGGGGAGAAGAGAUGGAAUCUGUUCUGGUCAAUUCCUAAAGAGGAAUGCGACUAUUAUGCACACUGUGGCCUUAACGGUUACUGCCAUCCUGCAAGUUCAGAAGCGUGUACAUGCCUACCUGGUUUUGAGCCAAAGAGGCCCCGGGACUGGUUAUUGAGGGACUACACGGGCGGGUGUUCGAGGAACAACAAAACUUCACUGUGCCGUGAGAAAGAAGGGUUUGUGAAGUUAACGCACACGAAGAUUCCCGACACAUCAAUUGCAAGUGUGGAUUUGAACAUAACAUUGAAGGAGUGUGAACAGAGGUGUUUACUGAACUGCUCUUGCGUCGCUUACGCUAGCGCUUACCACGAGGGUGUGGGAGGAGAAAAAGGGUGCUUGACAUGGCACGGUGAUAUGUUGGAUACAAGGUCAUUCUUGGAUUCUGGACAAGAUCUCUAUAUACGUGUAGACAGGGAAGAGUUAGAGCGGUGGAACAAAACUGGCUCGUUAGGAAAGAGGAGAGUCAUUUUCAUUGUCAUCGGUUUGACUGCAGCCUUAAUGUUACUAGCCGUCAUUUCGUUGUGUUUCGUAAGGAAGAGGCGAAAGUCGAACAGGCAUAGAAGAUUUCCAACAACCUUACCUCCAGGUUCUUUCAAUAUUAGUGAUACACUCAGAUUCGAGGAGGAUCAGGGAAGAGAAUGGGAGUUACCUCUCUUUGAGCUUAACACCAUCGCUACAGCUACGAACAAUUUCGCUUUCCGUAACAAGCUUGGAGAAGGUGGUUUCGGACCCGUUUAUAAGGGCGUGUUAGAAAAUGGUAUGGAGAUAGCAGUGAAGAGGUUGUCAAAAAACUCAGGACAAGGAAUGGAAGAGUUCAAGAACGAGGUCAAGUUGAUAUCAAAGUUGCAACAUCGGAAUCUCGUGAGGAUGUUAGGGUGUUGCGUGGAGCUGGAAGAGAAGAUGUUGGUAUACGAAUAUUUGCCAAACAAGAGCCUAGACUAUUUCAUAUUCGAUGAAGAGCAGAGAGCGGAGUUGGCUUGGCCAAAACGGAUGGAGAUAAUAUGUGGGAUUGCUCGCGGAAUCUUGUAUCUUCAUCAAGAUUCAAGACUGAGGAUCAUCCACAGAGACCUCAAGGCCAGCAAUGUACUACUUGACAACGAAAUGAUCCCCAAGAUUGCGGAUUUUGGCAUGGCUAGAAUCUUUGGGGGCAACCAAAUCAGAGGAUGCACAAAUCGGGUCGUCGGAACAUAG
Raphanus sativus (radish) is the source of this 2032-nucleotide messenger RNA. Its product is annotated as G-type lectin S-receptor-like serine/threonine-protein kinase RKS1. The record is from RefSeq and is a predicted model, not a curated record. Bases 11 to 2032 code for a protein of 673 amino acids. Lineage: Eukaryota; Viridiplantae; Streptophyta; Magnoliopsida; Brassicales; Brassicaceae. Gene Ontology annotation, molecular function: ATP binding; protein kinase activity. The transcript is spliced from 5 exons. Gene Ontology annotation, biological process: recognition of pollen; protein phosphorylation.